AUGCUGCCAUCACGUAGACAUUUAAUUGCCCUCGUUGUGGUGACAACAUUAGCCUGUCAGCUCUGUCUCACAGCGGGUCAGGCGUCUUCGUUUGCGGCCACCAUAUUUCAGAACAACAACCAACAACAGUCGGAAAAUGGGACCCUUUCGAAUGCCACCAUAACAAUCAGUUUCAGCGAGAUAAUAGCAGCAGCCGAAUCGGAUAACUCCAGCACAACAACCGAAGCAUCAACUAUAACUACAACAACUGAGUUUUCAACCACAACAACACUUUCAGAUACUAGCACUACCCAGCAAACAGCCACAAGCACAGAGAGCUCAACAGCAAGCACGCAAGCUUCCACAACAACACCACAGUCCACCACAACCAUUCCAAUAUCAACAACAGAAAGCACUACGAGCACACAAUCUACACCCACAACAACAGUUUCUGCACCAUCUAGCACAACACCACAGUCCACAACGACGGUCACACAGACUUCAACAACACCAACAAGUACUCAAACUUCCACCAUAACAUCAACAAUAACACCAAGCAUUCAAACCUCCACCACAACACCAUUAACAACCACACAAGGUUCGACAACAACACCACAAAUAAGUACAACUACACAAGCUUCCACAACAACUACACAAACUUCGACAACACCAGCACAAAGUUCACCAACACAAUCUUCAACAUCAACUACCCAAGCUUCAACAACAACACAAGCUUCCACAACAGCUACACAAGCUUCAACAACCACACAAGCUUCAACAACAACUCCACAAGCUUCAUCAACCACACAGGCUUCCACAACAACCACACAAGCUUCAACAACAACCACUCAAGCUUCAACAACUACUACACAAACUUCAACAACAAUACCUCAAACUUCAACAACAACCACACAAGCUUCCACAACAACCACACUAGCCACAACAGUUACACCAACAACCACACAAGCUACCACAACAACCACUCUAGCUUCUACAACAACACCAUAUCUCAGCACCACUGUACCCGCCUACACUGUCUACACAGUGGAGCCUUAUCCAAAUAUGUAUGGAAAAUCCAAUUCAUAUGGAAAGCGAAAAUCGCGAAAGGGUCGCAAAGGUCGCAAGGGCCGAAGGCAGAGGCGUCGCACCACCACCACCACUUUUUCACCGCCGUCUUCGAUUAGCACUAGCACCACUACUACAUCAACAACCACAACCACUCCCAGGACAACACCAAAUGACGAUGAUUUCAGCGAGGACUACGAAAACAUGGUGGUUUUGAGUCCAAAUGGAGUUAUAGAACCGAUACCAGGUACUGCUCUGGAUCUUGGUAAUAUUGAUAACUUGAGGAUUCCCGAAUAG
Molecule: messenger RNA, 1341 nt
Organism: Drosophila bipectinata
Lineage: Eukaryota; Metazoa; Arthropoda; Insecta; Diptera; Drosophilidae
Gene: Muc4B
Product: Mucin 4B
Source: RefSeq, a predicted model, not a curated record